Adineta steineri is the source of this 2691-nucleotide messenger RNA. NCBI's taxonomy places the organism in Eukaryota, Metazoa, Rotifera, Eurotatoria, Adinetida, Adinetidae. The record is from the annotation of a GenBank genome assembly.
AUGUUUUAUACUAUCAUUUAUUUUUUAAAUAUAUUCUUUAUAAUUGAUAUACAAAGUAGUUUUAUUCCAAAUCGAAUUGAUUCUAAUUCAUAUGGUAUUAAAAUAACAAUGAAUGAACAUUUUCUUGUAUUAGCUCAAAAUGAAAAUGAUCCUCCUACAUUUCUCAUCCAAUUUGCUCCUUAUAAUGAUACUCAAUCAUCACUUCAAUGUUCAACUACUCAUUCAAAUAUGACAAAUACUUUUAUUUACACAGUUAUUGUAGGAAAAAAACAACCGAAAAAUCAAAAACAUCUUUAUUUUACUGGUGAAUUAAUAAAUAAGUCAAGCGGAAUAUUUGUCGGUAUAGCAUUCUAUAAUAAUAACUCAAAUAUAACUUCUAAUACUAGUUUGACAUAUUAUUUUCAAUAUAUAUCUAAUUAUCAACAUCAAGAAUAUCUUAUACUUGGUAUUGAACCUUAUGGGCGAUAUAUUUAUGGAUUUUCAAAUGAAUUUAUUUAUAUAUUUGAUUCACGAAAUACAUCUAAACUUGAUAUAUGGAAUGGAAAUUUAACAUGGCCAGAUUCAACAUUUAUUCCUCAUGCUGUUGAUAUACAUGAAAAUUUUGGUGUUAUAUCAGGAUUUAUUUACAACGGUCAAAAUUCUAUUGUAAAAUAUAGUCCAAUAAUUUACUUAAUUAAUUUCAAUUCAACAAAUAAACAUCCAUUUAUUGUUCAUGAAUAUAAACCUAUAGCUACGCCUGGAACAUGGCAAGAUUUAUUAACAAAUAGUGAUGCUAAUUCUUAUUCAGCUAAAUAUGAUAUGUCUGUUAGUAUAAAUGAAUAUGGUGAAGUUCUUGUUGGAAUGCAAUUUAUAAAUCGAGUAUUUCUAUUUUCUGUUAAUAUAAUACAACCAAUAAAAUUAUAUUUUAUUAGUAGAAAUACAAAUGGUAGAGCAUUAGGUAAUGGAAAAAAUAUAGCUUGGUUAAAUAAUGGUACAGCUGCAAUAAUAGUAAAUGUUUAUACACUUGAAUAUGAAUGGUUAACAUCACAAAUAUAUAUAUAUGAUAUUCAAAGUAAUGGUUAUAAUUCAAAUAGUACACCACUAUCAGUUUUUCCUAAUAAUCAUCAAAAAUUACCAUUAACUAUCAGUCCAAUAUUUAUUAAUAUUGUUUCAUCAACAUUAGCAUUAGCAUUACUUGAUAAUAAUGGACGUAUAAUUAUAUUUUUUUCAACAUCACCAGGUUUUUAUUCAACUAUACAAGAUACAGGAACAAUGCCAUUAGUUACAAAAUCUCAAGCAUGUUUACCAGGAACAUAUAAAAAUCAAUCAGGAAUUCAUGAUUGUAGUCUUUGUCCAAGUGGUACAAAAAAUCCCGGUAAUUAUUCAACUUUAUGUAUUCCAUGUUCAUCAUAUACAUUCUGUCCACUUGCUUCUGUUACUGAAGUAUCUCUAGAAGCAUUACAAACUGUUAUUCAAGCAAUACCAUAUCCAAAAUCACCUGAAAGUGUUUCAUUCGAUGAAAUUCUUAUUCAAAAUAUGUUUAGUAUAAAAUCUGGUCGUUGUUUAUAUAUUUCACCUUUAUUUUGGACAUUAAUUGUAGCUGCUAUUAGUAUAACUAUUAUCAUUAUUAUGGGAAUUUUAAAAUAUUUUACUGAAAAUCCAAGAGGAAAAAAAUUACGAACAUUAUUAAAAUGUAUAUUUCGACAUACAGAUUUAAUUGGUGAAGGUGAAUUAUGGGUUGGUGGUUUAGCAUCUUUUUCAGUUAUUGCAUUAGUUAUAUUUGCUUGUAUAUUUAGUAAAGAUUAUUCUAAACAAUAUCCAAUAGAAACAUCAUCGGAUUCAUAUUUUGCUUGUGAUACAACAAUAAGAAAUGCAAAAUUUGAAACAAGUGUACAAUCUUUAGCUAUACCAUUAACAGAUGCUGAUCAAAAAAUGUUUGAUUUAUUAAAUAGUCAAGAAUUUAUUUUAAAUAUUGAAUUGAUUAAUACAGUCAUUAAAUGUAAUGCGAUAUCAAUUGAAGCUUUAUAUGGUAUACAAUGGUCAACAAUUCGUUGGUUAAAUUGUGAUAAUAUUAAUUCGACAUUAUUUUUAUCAAUACCUUUACCGUAUCAACAUAUAUCUAUACAAAUUUAUAUAGCUGAUAUACAAACAAUAGGAGCGUUACGUAUUGGUCUUUAUGGACAAGAAUAUCAUAAUGGAAAUUAUUAUUUAAAACAAUUAAAUUUUUAUCAAUCAUUUUAUAAAAAUGAUUUUAUUUUAGCAAGAAAUUUACCAGUAUCACUUUCAUUAACAAAAGUUGUUAAUGAAACAUUAGCAAUGGAUGGUGGCGAAGCACAUUUUAGUGGUAUUUAUGUUCCAACAUUUACAGUAGAUUAUAAUAGUUUAUUUUAUACAGCUGAUCAAUUUAUUCGUUCAACAUUAACAUUAACAACAUUAACAGUGAUUAUUACUGAAACUCCAUAUUAUGUUAAAAAUUUACAACAACCAAUAGCAAAACCAUCGGAAAUUGUAUUUCAAAAUCUUUUAUUUAUAACUGUAUGUUUAGAAUUAUUUGGUCUCCUAUUUUUAUCAUAUAAACUUCUUUUUAAACCAUUCUAUUUACAUAUUUUAAAGAAAAAUCACAAUGAAGAAAGAAGAAAAUAUCUGGAACCUAAACAAUUCAAUACUAACCAUAAUAUAUAUACAGACAAAAUUGAUAUUGUAUAUUUCUAA